CGGAUUUUAGACAUUGGUCUACUGGAAUGGCCUGUUGUUCGGCGGCUCUGGCAAUUUGAUAUUGAUGCGAUGAUUUUGCUCAGAUACAACGACAGCACUAUGCGAGGACAUCGAUACUCUUCAUAUUUUGUUUGUUUUUUGAUUCUCUCCCCCCUCAAUCGUCGCCUUCGUUUCAGCCUUGAUUUGUUGGCUGUGGAGUCAUUUCUCCUCAGAUCCCAUAAGCAUGCUGUAUUUUUUUUAUAAAAAGAUAUUGAUUCGUCAUCUAACCGCUCGUUUGUUCCGUGGCGAACGGCACCUCGAUUACGUCUUUCUUCCGCAGUUUUGAAGCAAGAUCACCCUCCUUCCCCGUGGAACAUAGAUUGUUGUGACUUCAUACUUAUAUUGCAACGAUUCUCUCCAUUUCAUCAUUCAACCAAUUCUCUCUAUCCAAGCAUCUUCCAAAACCUUUGGCUAUGCUUACAAGAUAUUGAGUUCAGGUAAGCUUUUUACCUUUCCACGGUAUCGGGGAUACCCCUGCAAAGUUCAUAUAACUUUUCGCGUUUUACAAGUAUCGAACCUGGCGGGUAUACGUGAUCUGCCACGCAAGAAAUCAAGAGUCAGGAAAUGAAGCAUUUCGAUUUCCAUAUGCAAUCCACAGAAGAUCUUUCAACCCCCCCAAGCCCGAGGGGUAGAAACCCCCAUAUUUCACUGACAGCCCCCCAGAGGCCGUCAAGUCCAAGUCCUGCUGCACGACCGAACCUCUUGGACUCUCACUCCAGGAGUGCAGGAGCAGCUAAUAGCAGCCGAUCUCGUCAGUCGAGCCGUGUGAGGUUCAUUGGCGACGAAGAGGCGUCAGAACAAGACAACAGCCCGAGUCCUCCAAAUGGAAUAAAUGUUGAAUGGAGUCUCCCACGAGCUCCACCAAUAGCUUAUUCUCAUCAGCGCACAGAGUCUGAUGAUUCGUUCGGCUAUUUUGAUCUCCAGCGAUCAUCAGGCAGGUCAACUCCUUUGGGCGGCAACGAAUACAUAUCUAGCAAGGCCAACCUUAUCAGCAAGGAUGGGAAUGCGAGGGAAGAAGAAGAAGAAGGUGAUGAAAAGGGAUGGGCUCUGCACGGUGCCCACGAAAGAGCACAGAGGCUAGCUUCCGCUAUACGUCCACCCUCCGUGCGCUCCAAAGGACAGAGCGGUCUUUUUCAGACACUUUCUCGCCGGGUUCGAAACAGGCCUUUUUCAUUGCCACAGCAAUCCAAGUCGCCAUCUUGGAAUGACCUAGAUAAAAUGGAGAAGCAGUCAUACGGUUCCGACAAUGAUGAUGAUGGCGAUGUCGAUGAUGGGCAUACGAACGCGGAGUUUCAAGCCCAUGCCGAUCAGCUGAGGCGAGGCUUGGCCGGUUUAAGUUCCUACCCUCUCACCAGAACUACUGCGCACGACGGUGACAUCCCGUCUGGCGCCGUCACCCCUCUUGAAGAAAGGGAAUAUCAGGAGGAUUACGUUAAGCGGCCAUCACAUUACAGGCCCGGGGUUUUGGGAAUGUUACUUGGGAUGUAUGGUAGCCGCAUGAGCAACGGACCGCAGACCCAUGAUACAGAGUUACCCUCACCCGCACCUCUAUGGGGAAGCUGGUCACGACCUUCAAAACGGAGAUGGUGCAGUUUUAAGUCCGCUAACUUAUCAAUGCCUUCCUUUGACUCAAUCUCGCCGUUCGGAGGACCUCGGCGAUCGUCAGUUGUGAAGAAACGAAGGAUUCGUGGCAACAGUGGCUUUCUCUUGAAGAAUAAAUUUAAACGCAAGGAGGAUAUGCAUUUCACGGCACAUAUUCUAGAAACUCGCCAACGAAAGAAAUACCUCGACAGACUCUGCCGUGCUCUGAUGAAUUCUGGGGCUCCGCUGCAUCGACUGGAAGAGUACAUGAGAACGACAGCUCGAGCUCUAAAAUUGGAAGGAAGCUUUACGUACUUUCCUGGGACCAUGUUUAUGGCGUUUGAAGAUAGUGCGACGGACACCACUGACUUAAAAUUUGUCCAAUCGCACGAAGCCGUCGAUUUGGGCCGCCUCCGUGACAUCCAGGAGAUUUACAAAGAUGUCGUUCACAGCAGAAUCGAUGUAGAGGAGGCGAUUCGGAAGCUGCGGAGUGUCAUGAAUGCGAAACGCAGGUUUGGAAUCUUCUGGCUGAUAUUCUUGAAAGGGCUAGCCAGCGCCAUGGCUGGACCCUUUGCUUUUGGUGCACGGCCAAUCGAUAUGCCCAUUUGCUUUAUUCUAGGAUGUGUACUUGCCGUAUUACAGCAUGUCCUAAUACCCCGUUCAUCGAAUUAUGCCAACAUCUUCGAAGUGUCCGCUGCUGUCAUCACCUCAUUCUUUGCUCGAGCAUUCGGAAGCAUAAGGACUUCAAACGGAGAACCUCUCUUCUGCUUCUCUGCAUUGGCUCAGUCUUCGAUAUGUCUGAUUCUUCCAGGUUAUAUCGUCUUGUGCGGCGCACUGGCAUUGCAAUCGCGCAAUAUUAUUGCCGGCUCCGUCCGCCUGGUCUAUGCCAUUAUCUACUCCCUUUUCCUUGGUUUCGGGAUCGUGAUCGGCACCGCUGUCUACGGUCUUCUCGACAGCAAUGCCUCAGUCGCAUUUGCCUGUCCACCCAGCCCCAUCCAAAACGAGUACCUGCAACGCUUCCCCUUCGUGGUCGCCUUCGCCGUCUGUUCCUCCCUCAUCAACCAAGCAAAACCUAAACAGAUCCCAGUCAUGGUCUUCAUUGCUACCGCUGGAUAUGUUGUCCUCUUCUUCGCCGGACGCCGGUUCACAUCCACCCAGAUCUCCAGCGCCCUUGGCGCCUUGGCAAUUGGCAUGAUUGGCAAUUUGUAUAGUCGGCUGGGCCAGGGGCUGGCCGCUGCCGCCAUCCUACCGGCUAUUUUCAUACAGCUGCCUUCGGGCUUGGCGUCCAGUGGUAGCCUGGUAUCAAGUCUAAUCAUUGCAACGCAGAUCAGGAAGCAUGGGUCCUCGUCGCGGCCGUUGGGCGAGCUAGCAGCUGACUUGUUGGCGAAUUCGACUGGGGAAUCUGUGGAAGACGUGAAAUAUGUGAUGGAGGAGUUGGUUAUGAGCAGGUUUUUGGGAAAUGUGGCGUUUGAUAUUGGGUAUGGGAUGUUGGAGGUGGCUAUUGGGAUUUCCGGGGGAUUGUUCAUGGCUGCUUUGGUGGUCUAUCCGUUCGGUAAAAAGAGGAGCGGGUUGUUUAGUUUUUGA
Molecule: messenger RNA, 3204 nt
Organism: Histoplasma capsulatum G186AR
Lineage: Eukaryota; Fungi; Ascomycota; Eurotiomycetes; Onygenales; Ajellomycetaceae
Product: DUF1212 domain-containing protein
Exons: 2
Coding region: 604-3204 (866 amino acids)
Biological process (GO): transmembrane transport
Molecular function (GO): transmembrane transporter activity
Source: RefSeq, a predicted model, not a curated record